GGCCGCCGGCGCUGGCGGUGUCGCUGCUCCGCCGGGCCCGGCCCGGCCCCGAUCGCUGCGGGCCCGACCGGGGACCCCCGGACCCGCCGGGCCGGGCAGGGCCAGGGCCGGGCCGGGGGCCCCGACACGCUUCGGGCCCCGCGAAAGGCCGGGCCGGGAGCCUGGACACGCUCCGGGCUCCGGGGGCCCCGGGCCGCAGCUCCCGGACGGCGGAGCCGGGAGCGCCUCAGGUGGAAGAUGGGAGUGUUCCCCUCGUGUUUUAGGUGAAACCUGCUCGCCAUGAAGUCCCGAGGGGGGUAGAGGGACUGCAGUGGGAAUUCCUUCUCACUCCUCCACAACAAAUCCAACAACUGCCUGAUGGGAUUGCCUCUCUGCCCGGCGUCAUGGGGAGCUGCUGCAGCUGUCUGUGCACAGACAGCGUCCCAGACAACCACCCCACCAAAUUCAAGGUGACCAACGUGAACGACGAGGGGCACGAGCUGGGCUCGGGGGUGAUGGAGCUGACGCAGAGGGAGCUGAUCCUGCACACGCACAAGCGCGACGCCGUCAGGUGGCCCUACCUGUGCCUGCGCCGCUACGGCUUCGACUCCAACCUCUUCUCCUUCGAGAGCGGCCGCCGCUGCCACACCGGGCAGGGGAUUUUUGCCUUCAAGUGCUCCCGAGCAGAGGAAAUCUUCAACCUGCUGCAGGAGCUGAUGCAGUGCAACAGCAUCAACGUGGUGGAGGAGCCCGUGGUGGUCACCAGGAGCAGCCACCCCUCGGAGCAGGAGCUGGCCCGGAGCCCCCAGGGCCCCCCCAGUCUGGGCUACACUGGACUUCCCAAUGGAUUUCACAGCUUCCCUGGAGAAUCCCUGUCCCGCUCUGCAGCCCGGCCCCCCUCAGUGAGCAGCCUGAGACCUCCCUCCGUGGGGGAGGACUCCACCCUUCCCCUCCUGGCGCCAGACGAGCAGUCCCACACCUACGUCAACACCGGGGAGCCGGAGCCGAGGGGCCGGCACCGUAUGCACUCCUUGCCUGAAGCCCACCCUCCUUUCCCCCCUAGGAACCACAGCUGCUCCCUGGAAGACCGAAACCCCCAGGUCUUCCUGCAGCCAGGGGAGGUGAAAUUCGUGCUGGCUCCCACCUCCGGCUACCGCCGCCUGUGCCGGCAGCCCCGGCAAUGCCGGCCUCACCUGUGCCCCCACAACAACAACAACAACGAGUGCCAGGAGGGCUGCCCGUCCCCUCAGUGCGUCUACGAGAACCUCAACGGGCUGGUGGCCCCCAGCGCCUCGUCCCUGUGCCGGGCCGGCUGCCCCAAGGACGACGGGAGCCGCUCCCAUCGCCGCUCGGCGCUGCUGCACUACCAGAACCUUCCGCCGGUGUGGGAGCUGCAGCCGGCCCGGCACAGGGACGAGGACGCCGGCACGGCGCCCACGCCAUCCCCAAAUGGCUUCUCCGAGGCGGGCGAGGAGGAGCCGCUGCAGAACGCCGGGAGCGCGGCCCCGCAGCCGCGCCGCGCCUUCCUGCCCCGCGCCCGGCGCAGCCGCCUGCCCAGCGUCUUCAGCUUCGACUUCCCCCGGCCCUGCCCGGAGCCUCCGCGCCAGCUCAACUACAUCCAGGUGGAGCUGGAGCCUGAGCCGUGCCCGGGGCAGCAGGAGCCCCAGCUCUGCCAGCACGGCAGCCCCGGCGCCCGCCGCACCGACUCGUACGCCGUGAUCGACCUCAAGAAGACGGCGGCCAUGUCCAGCCUGCAGCGGGCCCUGCCCAGGGACGAUGGCACCUCGAGGAAAACGCGGCACAACAGCACCGACCUGCCCCUGUGAGGGCCCCAAGUGCCAGCCCCGUGUCGUGGCUUCGGUCCUGCCCCAAGCUGUGUCCUGCCCCGUGUCAGCAUUCCCCUGUUUGCCCAUCCCCUCUUUGCCCAUCCCCUCUUUCCCCAUUCCUUUUUUUCCCCAUUCUCUCUUUGCCCAUUUCUCAUUUGCCCAUUCCCUCUUUCCCCAUCCCCAUUUGCCCAUUCCCUCUUUGCCCAUUCCCUUUUUUCCCAUCCCUUCCCUGCCUAUCCCCUCUUUCCCAUCCCCUCUUUCCCCAUCCCCUCUUUUCCCAUUCUCCUCUUUGCCCAUUCCUGAUUUGCCUAUUCUCUUUUCCCAUUCCCUCUUUUCCCAUUCCCUCUUUUCCCAUUCCCUCUUUUCCCAUUCCCUUUUUUCCAUUCCCUCUUUUCCCAUUCCCUUUUUUCCAUUCCCUCUUUGCCCAUCCCCUCUUUUCCCAUUCCCUUUUUUCCCAUUCCCUCUUUUCCAUCCCCUCUUGCCCAUCCCCUCUGUCCCAAUCCCCUCUUUUCCCAUCCCCUCUUUUCCCAUCUCCUCUUUUCCCAUUCCUUUUUUUCCCAUCCCCUCUUUGCCCAUUCCCCGGGGGCCCAGCGUGGCUCCUGCAGCUGCUGCUGUUGAGGCUCGUCCGUCUGUCUGUCUGUCCGUCCUCCCCUCUCUGUGUUGCUCCUUUUUCAAGCCUUGUGGGAUGUUUGGUGGCUCGGAGCGUUGAAUUCCGGGCGGGAGGUGCCAGCAGUGAGGUGGCACAGCCUGGGGUGAGGCAGGGCAGAGCCAGGGAGUGCUCCCAAAACUGAGCUGCUUUGGGAGCUCCGUGCAAAUCGAGCCCGUUCCCCGUGGAUUUUGCAUCUCCAGGAGAUCUCUGCCACUCCAGGGCUGGGGUUUCACAUUUCCAGGAGAGCUCUGCCACUCCAGGGCUGGGGUUUCACAUCUCCAGGAGAUCUCUGCCACUCCAGGGCUGGGAUUUGACAUCUCCAGGAGAUCUCUGCCACUCCAGAGCUGGGGUUUCACAUCUCCAGGAGAUCUCUGCCACUCUGGAGCUGGGGUUUCACAUCUCCAGGAGAUCUCUGCCACUCUGGAGCUGGGGUUUCACAUCUCCAGGAGAUCUCUGCCACUCCAGGGCUGGGAUUUCACAUCUCCAGGAGAUCUCUGCCACUCCAGAGCUGGGAUUCCACAUCUCCAGGAGAUCUCUGCCACUCUGGAGCUGGGGUUUCACAUCUCCAGGAGAUCUCUGCCACUCCAGGGCUGGGGUUUCACAUCUCCAGGAGAUCUCUGCCACUCUGGAGCUGGGGUUUCACAUCUCCAGGAGAUCUCUGCCACUCCAGAGCUGGGAUUCCACAUCUCCAGGAGAUCUCUGCCACUCUGGAGCUGGGGUUUCACAUCUCCAGGAGAUCUCUGCCACUCCAGGGCUGGGAUUUCACAUCUCCAGGAGAUCUCUGCCACUCCAGGGCUGGGAUUUGACAUCUCCAGGAGAUCUCUGCCACUCCAGAGCUGGGAUUCCACAUUUCCAGGAGAUCUCUGCCACUCUGGAGCUGUGCCUGGAUUUGCCUCGUGUUUCCAGUGGUGCCUGGAGAGGAGGGAGCUCACGCCGUGGCCUUUCCCCCCUCAGCUCACUGUCUGCUCCUGAAGCUUUUUCUCCUUCUGUCCCUGUCUCAGAUUCAGUUUCAAUUGGGCAGCUGCAAUUAAACGAGGAGGACACAGAGCCAUGGGCACACACUGUGAUCACAGAAACCUGAUUGCCUAAAUCCUUAAAAUUCCCUUCCCUGCUUUAGAAGAGGAGGGAAAGGCCACAACCAUGAGGGACAUUGGAGGUUUGGUCUAGAAAUCUUCACUUGUGCCAUAUCCUGCUUUGUUUUUUUUUUAUGAGGGUUCUUUUUGGCAGCUGCUGAGAAGUGCUGUGGGUUUAUUUAUUAAUUUCCUUAUUUAUUUAUGAGCUGCUCCUUCGCAUCCCAGCUCGUUGCCAAACCGGUGCCAGUCCCUGGGGCUCGCUCCAAGCCCCAAAAGAGCUUGGUGGCUUUGCUGAGCCACCAACUGGGAGGAAAACACUGUGGAAAAGAGCAGCUGGGAAGGGAGAAGGGAUGAACUCGGGGCUGGGCGGGAAAUGGAAUGGGAGCCGUGGGAGUGGGAGCGGAGCCGCGGGGCAGCCGCGCCUGGAGCGGCAUCAAAGGCGUCGCCUGCACCCACGAGCCCGGCUGGGGCCGGGAGCGGCCCCUGCUCGGUGCCAGGAGGGAAUGUGCAGUUUGUUCCCUUCACUACGGGCCUGGAAGGGCUGAAAUUCCGGGUAAAUUCGUGGCCUUUAGCUGUGGGGUUUUGUCUCGACGCCGGGGUCGCGCUGAGCUGCCCCGGGGUGUCCCCUCGCCCCUCCCUGCGGAACACGUGGCCUUUCCUUGGAUUUCUCUGUGCCUGUUCUGACGGGGAGCAGCGCUCUGGGUGCUCUGGGAUGCCCUGGGAUGCUCUGGAAUGUACUGGGAUGCACUGGGAUGCUCCAGGAUGCCCUGGGAUGCUCUGGGAUGCACUGGGAUGCUCUGGGAUGCACUGGGAUGCUCCAGGGUGCUCCAGGAUGCUCUGGGAUGCUCUGGCAUGCACUGGGAUGUACUGGGAUGCUCUGGCAUCCUCUGGGAUGCUCUGGCAUGCACUGGGAUGUACUGGGAUGCUCUGGCAUCCUCUGGGAUGCUCUGGCAUGCACUGGGAUGUACUGGAAUGCACUGGGAUGCUCUGGGAUGUACUGGGGUGCUCUGGCAUGCUCCUGGAUGCUCUGGGAUGCCCUGGGAUGCUCCAGGAUGUUCUGGAAUGCUCUGGGAUGCACUGGGAUGCUCCAGGAUGCCCUGGGAUGCUCCGGGAUGCCCUGGAAUGCCCUGGAAUGUCCUGCAGCCCCACCUCCCUGCUGGCCGUGUCCCUGUCCCUCCUGGGACAGGAGCUGGACCCCGAGCCCAGCCAGAGGCGCUGCCGAGCCUCGCGCCCGCCUUUCCUUCGACGUUUCCCGCUGCUGACGUCCGUGGAAGAGGGGAGAGCCCCAUCCCGCAGCUCCGAGGGCCGGGAGCUCCAGUGCCAGGAUUUGAAAUUCCUUUUUUUUUUCGGUUUUUUGGUGCUGUCAUGUCCUGUUGAGCCGUGACCCUGUGGGGAGCAAGGCCACGUGUCCCAAGUGUGAGUGGUGCCAUGUUUGUGUCGCAGAACGUGCAGUUCUUGGCUUGCUGUUGCACUAUAAAUUCCAAGUGUGCCACACGCUUCAAUCCACUGGUUUUUCUUUUCUCUUUUUUGGUUUCCUCGUGCUCGUCUUCCAUUCUUUGGUCCGUCCCGUCCCUUGUGUCACCUGUAACUGAAAGGAAACCCAAGUAAUAUAUUUUUAUAUGUAUAACAAAUGACUUUAUUUGAAGGAAAAACAAACAAACAACCCACACCCCAAGUAAUGUAUCCCCCUAAAUCCAGCUUUCAUUUAGGGAAGUGAGAGAAUAAAUUGUUUAUAUCUAUCUAUAUCUAUAUAUAUAUAUAUAAAAGUUAACUGCGAUAAGCUUUAAAUAAAGUAUUUAAAUAAAGAGUU
Prinia subflava (tawny-flanked prinia) is the source of this 5337-nucleotide messenger RNA. It is a transcript of the gene FRS3, whose product is annotated as fibroblast growth factor receptor substrate 3. Gene Ontology annotation, molecular function: fibroblast growth factor receptor binding; transmembrane receptor protein tyrosine kinase adaptor activity. The transcript is spliced from 7 exons. Gene Ontology annotation, cellular component: cytoplasm. NCBI's taxonomy places the organism in Eukaryota, Metazoa, Chordata, Aves, Passeriformes, Cisticolidae. The coding region runs from base 384 to 1805 and encodes 473 amino acids. The record is from RefSeq and is a predicted model, not a curated record. Gene Ontology annotation, biological process: fibroblast growth factor receptor signaling pathway.